Molecule: messenger RNA, 3540 nt
Organism: Aedes aegypti (yellow fever mosquito)
Lineage: Eukaryota; Metazoa; Arthropoda; Insecta; Diptera; Culicidae
Product: zwei Ig domain protein zig-8
Exons: 9
Coding region: 2174-3112 (312 amino acids)
Biological process (GO): synapse organization
Cellular component (GO): neuron projection membrane
Source: RefSeq, a predicted model, not a curated record
UUUCGAUCCGUGCAAGAGUGUUGUAUGCCUCGGUGCCGAACCAGGCCGAUUUUGAGGUGACGUUCCCACCGGUAGUGGCGUCGAGUUACGUGAACGCGUCGAUAAGGGGGGUCCUUUUUGUGGGUGGCGCCCUGUUUCGCAAAGGCGUCGUCGGUGUCAUCGUUAUCACGCUUCUCUUAGUGAGGAAUGGAUUUGGAGGUGAUAAGGCUAUUUGUUGGGUGGUUUUGCGGGGUGGGGUGGUAUCCAAUACUUGGGGUAGAAUGUUUCCCUAUUUGUUGAAGGAUUAUCAGCUGGUUUGUGGUGGAGAAUAGAAGUGGCUCCUGUUCUGUGUUAUGUAAAUCGAGUUGGUAAUUUGUAUACAGUAUUUACCGAGGGAUGUGUGACCAUGCCUCAAAAGUAGCCAAAGUUUUGGGCACUAGCAGUGAACCCUCACAUACAUCCGAACCAUUCAAACUCCAAUUUAAUUAAAACUACCACGCAAAGGAAAAGUUUGAGUUCGACCCGUCGAAAAGCACCCAAACUUGCCCAAGCAUCCAGAGAGAAGUACGUGCUCUUCCGAGGUGUGCAAAAUCGACAGGACGCGAUAUUUCAAUUGCGAAGCAAAAGUUUUGCUGGAUCCUUUAGGGGAGUGGGCGAGCAUCGUUUAAAGUAGUUACCCCCCACUAGUGAAAUCGUGUGGUGGAAGCAGCAGUCAGAAAUUGGCACAGUGGUGCAAUGAGAUACGUGACGAUAGUUCGGAAAGAAAAACGGUGAAUUCGAAAACACGGGAAUGUGAGAGAUUCUUCUGGUUUCGUGAUACAGAAGCGUAAGAUGUGAAAUUGGGGCAGUAAAAGUUGAAACGAUUAUCCUCCUCGAACGGAUGAGGACAUCAUCCAAGCAGCAAUGUGAGUGAAUGUGUGAAGAGUAGUGCAAAACAACCAAACAAGUUCAAGUGACGGUGUUUUUCUUUCUUCCUUCCUAUCGUCCUGUGAGUGAAUAUCAGAGAAGCUUUCAUCUGAACGUGAAUUCUUCCGACAAAUUCAACAUCUGCAGGCUUUAUUCUCAGUGACAGUGAAACCUUGAAAAUGGAUUAGGCUGAGCAGAAAUUUAAUCAAAUUAAAGAGCCUUUCGAACGCUAACGAAACCCAAUUUGGGAAAGGUUGUUUUAUCAGUUGGACUACAGUAGGAUCGAUUCCACAGAAAAUAAGAUAAAGACCUCUUCAAAAACCAACUUGAAUAUCCAAUCAAAGUGAAUUGGAUUUUCCUCCCAGGCCCACAUCAAUCACGCACCCUAAAGACUCUUUCGAGAGGAAAAGUUUCCGCUUCCGAAUGGUUCUUCGUAAGCGUGCCGCCAUAAACAGAGCCCCACUGGUGGAAGUGGGAUGAUUCCGUUGCUGAAACUUGAAAGAACCCAAAAUGAAGUGGAAAAAGCAAUUUUGGCUGCUUUUGAUUUGACUUGAACGCACAACAACUCCGCCGGCCGGGUUUUCAGUCAUGUUUCGGGGGAAAAAUUGUUCCGGUAGGCACAUUUACGCAAACAUUGGCUCCAAAUGUGGCAAAUAAAUGGCGCUGAAUUUUAUUAUUGAUCAUAGAAGACAUAGUGUACAUGCACCAUGGAUCUAGGUUAGGCCAACAGUUUUAGCUGACUCGGAAAAAUCCCUCUCUGUCAAACCACACAACUUUUUCCCUGUUAACUAAUCCGGCUUGUUGGAGCACCACCCCCACAGCGAUAUUUGAAGAUUAAAUUCAGCGUGCGAAGAAAAAGUGACAAAAAGUGAAGUUGUUAACAACCGGUUGUCGGCGACGCGUAUAUGUAACGACUGCCGCACGUUGAGUGGUUCGUGUUUUUUUUCGCCGGAAAUCGAUUUCCAACAAAGUUUUCGCGAACGUGUGGUAAUGUAAGGGGAGGGGGUGGGUAACAAGUGUAUUUUUCUCCGAAAUAAAAAAAAGAAAUGUUAACGCAAGGAUAAAUACCAAUUGCGUAGCAACGUGCCAGAAUUACUCGGUGAACGGCAGCAUUUCGUGGGAAAAAGCCAUCAUUAAUCGGGAAAGAAAGAAGAAAAAGCGAGUGUACAGAGAUGUCGAGGCACCACUUGUGAGAAUAAGUUGUCACACAGUGCGCGGUGAAUGUGUCUGUGAAAACGUGCUUGGUGUUACCUAGUCUGCAGCUGAGAAGAUCCAAGCGGUCGAUACGAUGGUGCUUCGGAAAAGUCCCACCAGCUACGGUGGUGGAGGCUUAUGGAUGCUGUUGGGAUUCCUACUGCUGGUGCGAACAGAACUCACCUGUGGCAACAAUAGGGUUGACGAUUAUCAGAGUCAAAAAGGCGAACUCGUCGGAGCAUCACGAAAAUUUCGCACCGACUUCCUCCAGGAGUGGCCAACGCCGGGAACUGGGCCUUACUUCGACACCGCUUCGAUUCCCUCCAACAUCACCGGGCUCGUCGGCAAGACGGUGCUCUUGAUCUGCAAAGUCAAAAAUCUGGGAAACAGAACGGUCUCCUGGGUGCGUCAUAGAGACAUCCACCUGCUGACGGUCGGCCGGUACACGUACACCUCGGAUCAACGCUUCGAAGCCAUGCACUCGCCGCACACAGAGGAGUGGACCCUGCGGAUACGAUAUGCCCAGCGCAAGGAUUCCGGUAUCUACGAGUGUCAAAUCUCCACCACCCCUCCCAUUGGGCACUUUGUCUAUCUGACGGUAGUAGAACCAGUGACAGAGAUUAAUGGCGGGCCUGAUUUAUUUAUCAAUAAAGGCUCGACGAUAAAUCUCACCUGCAUAGUGAAGUACGCUCCGGAGCCACCGCCAGCCGUGAUCUGGAAGCACAAUCGAGACGACAUCAACUUUGAUUCGCCCCGAGGCGGCAUCUCGCUGGUGACGGAGAAAGGCGUCCUGACCAGCAGCCGAUUGCUGGUACAGAAAGCGAUAGCCAGCGAUUCCGGGCUGUACACUUGUGAACCCUCCAAUGCCAAUCCGGCCUCGGUCCGGGUGCACAUACUGAAUGGAGAACACCCAGCGGCGAUGCAUCACGGUAUGUCUACCAUCCUGGCCGGUCCGAGCUUAGUAGCAUUCGUGCUGUCCUGCCUACUUCUGUACUACCAUCACAGCAUCCGGUGGAAGUACCCGCUAACGUAGUAAGAUCUUCUCCAUUACUCUCAGCCGCCAUCGCCGCCUCUCGGGCCUAUCCGAGCAGCGAACAGCAAAAACAGCCAGAACAGCACAGCAGAAAUAGAUAUCUUUUACUCGUCACCACUAUCUAUCGGUCUCACCCACACACAUUCACACUAUCACAGUCAUCGUAUAUCUCCGGAACCGGAAACUCGUCCCGCAGCACCAUUAACCCCUGGAGGUCCCCCUUUUGUACAGGCACAAACUACUUGAACUACUAAGAACGGAGUAUAUAUGGGAUGGAAGAAAAUAUUUGCGUGCUUGAGAGGUAGAGAGCGUGCGAAUUCUGAAACGGAACAAGUCCGUUGAGUCGUGUCAAAAACUAAAGCACAUUACGGAAAACAGUUGUCUAAGUCGGGAAAUUUAGGUUAAAUAUAUGAAGAGAGGUUUUUUUU